AUGAGCACACCUAAUUCCAUUAGUCCACCAAUGCUUGGUGAUAUAAAGACUGGUACACCGUUAGAAAUUACAUUUGAUACUUCAUUGAUUGACAAUGUAACUGGGCAAGUAAUUCAGAACGUGGAAGAACCUUCAUCUCUUAAAACUGAUGAUAUGCUGAACCUUGAAAACAAAGAUGCAAUGGAUAUUGAUUAUUCUAUUCCAUCUGACACGAUUAAAAUGUUCGAGGAAGCGAGGGAAGACAUAGUCAUGAAAGACUCUGGCAAUGGCACACCUGAUCAGAAUCCAAACCCAGAGGAGGAAGGAGAUGAAGAUGAUCCAAUUCAGAAAAUGCGCCGAAUGCAUAUCCUUCCAGAUUUAUUCAACAUGAUUCAUGAUUUAUUGAGAGGAAAGAUUCUGGCUAAGGAUUUUGAUAAUACUGCUGGUAGUUUGCGAUUGAAGUUGGCUACUCUUAAAAAGUAUAUGCAAGAAGUUGAAGGAAUUGGAGAAACUUUACAAAAUACUCAAUUGAAAAUUGAAAAUUUGAAACAGAAUAAUGAAAUGAAGUAUUCGCUUUUGAAGCAAUUCAAAUUAAAAGUCAAUCUUGAACUUGAAGAUGAUCAAAACAAUGACUUGCAUUAA
Hemisphaericaspora subhashii is the source of this 621-nucleotide messenger RNA. It is a transcript of the gene MED9, whose product is annotated as Med9p. Gene Ontology annotation, biological process: regulation of transcription by RNA polymerase II. The record is from RefSeq and is a predicted model, not a curated record. Lineage: Eukaryota; Fungi; Ascomycota; Pichiomycetes; Serinales; Debaryomycetaceae. Gene Ontology annotation, cellular component: mediator complex. The coding region runs from base 1 to 621 and encodes 206 amino acids. Gene Ontology annotation, molecular function: transcription coregulator activity. The transcript has a single exon.